This is a messenger RNA of Colletotrichum siamense, 1554 nucleotides long. RefSeq names its product Proline utilization trans-activator (gene PUT3-0). The record is from RefSeq and is a predicted model, not a curated record. Gene Ontology annotation, biological process: positive regulation of transcription by RNA polymerase II; DNA-templated transcription. Bases 1 to 1554 code for a protein of 517 amino acids. The transcript is spliced from 5 exons. Lineage: Eukaryota; Fungi; Ascomycota; Sordariomycetes; Glomerellales; Glomerellaceae. Gene Ontology annotation, cellular component: nucleus. Gene Ontology annotation, molecular function: zinc ion binding; sequence-specific DNA binding.
AUGUCGCCAGGGACCGAAAGCACACUCGACCCCUUCAACACCGAUGGGAAAGCCUGCGAGAUGGAGUGGCAUUGCACUCAACGCGGCGACGUCCCAGUCGUAUCCGACUUGCCCUCCAUCGACUUUUCAAAGUCGUUGUUUUACGCAGCCAAGUCAUACUUUGGCCUACUAAACCAUUUGAUAGACGAAAGCGCUUACCUCAAAAACCUCGAUGAGUUUUACGAAAACCCGGCACGUAAGGCGGCCUCUUGUCGGCUCUGGUACGCCCAGCACCUUCUCAUCCUGGCGUUCGGAAAAGCGUUUGUGCUUCGGAGGAGGUGCGCUCGUGGGAAGCCGCCGGGCCACGCGUUUGCAGAAAGAGCAAUGACGCUGCUGCCUAGGCAAGGCGACUUGGGUGGGGACUCGUUGCUUUCGGUGCAAGUUCUUGUGCUAGCAGCCGUCUAUCUUCAAUCCAUCGAUCUGAGAGUCGCGGCGUUCCAAUAUAUUGGGCAGGCGUCGCGCCUUUGUGUGUGUAUAGGAAUGCACCGCCAUAUGCCGGAACACAUCUUUGGACCCGAACUCUCACGCCGAUAUAAUCUUAUCUUCUGGGUUACUCACAUUAUUGAUUCCGAGUUCUCUGCGCUUAUGGGUGGUACCGCCGGAAUCCAUAACCAGCAGAUCACCGCCAAGCUACCGUGCUUGACUAGUAACUCUCUGGAGGCUCUGAGCAUGUCUCUACACGUGCGAUUGUCCCGGUUAAUGGCGACAAUCCUCACAACCGUAUAUGGUGUCGGUCACGAGUUCGACGGCUCUCUUGUCAAACACAUUCAGUCGAAUCUUCGCACACUAGCGCAGAUCUCAACGGAGCUCCAUGAUCUCUUGGACACGCACUUUGACGGGCAGAUUCCAAGAGCAUCUCGAACAGUCUCGAGGUUGAUGCUUUCGUAUCACCACUGUGUCGUAUUGACAACCAGGCCUCUCGUCAUGUGUGCUCUUCACCUGCAUCUAGAGCGCGCAAACUCCGAACAGUUCGAGAGCCUAGAGCUGCGGCCGCCCAUGUCGUCGAUCCUGCGAUCCUGUGUUGACUCGGCACGCACGACUCUCCGGACCCUGUUUGUGCUUAGUGAGGGAGACCUGCUAGAAUCUUUCAUGCCCUUCGACUUGGAGGAUGCGUACUCUUCGGCAUUUCUACUUCAUCUCCUCCGGGUCAUAAGCCCUUCUCUGCUUCCCGACAACGGGUGGCGGGACGACAUCAACCACAUACUCCAGCAUAUGGUCGACAAUGGCAGUGUAGUCGCACCGCUGCGUCAACAAGAACUUCAGCAGCUAGAGAGGACAUUGGAAUCGAUUACACCUCGCUACUCUGGGCCCUCCGAUCCAUCCGGGUUGGAUCCCGGAGACGACACCCAGUGGCCGGUGCCGGAGUACGUCGAUGAGCCGGACAGGGACUUUAUCGCGAUGGAUUGCCUCGAACCUUCCUCCAAUGCUUUACUCGAUUGGGCCGAUCAGUUGGACAUGCCCGACUUCUUGGCAGCGAUGGACUGCGGAUUCGGAGGAGGCGCUGGCGGAAGUUGA